Coccidioides immitis RS is the source of this 807-nucleotide messenger RNA. RefSeq lists its product as uncharacterized. The coding region runs from base 29 to 355 and encodes 108 amino acids. The transcript has a single exon. The record is from RefSeq and is a predicted model, not a curated record. NCBI's taxonomy places the organism in Eukaryota, Fungi, Ascomycota, Eurotiomycetes, Onygenales, Onygenaceae.
AUUGGCUGGAUCAAAUUAUUUUUGGCCAAUGGAACUCCAACUAAAAUCGAACGGAAAUCAAGUGGGCCCGAUCCAUUCGCCAGAAUUUGGGGGUGUGGAGAAAUGUCACAUGCGCCGACCCCGGGCAAGCGCCUUCCGUCAGCAACGGACGGCUUUUGGCCUCUCUCUUGGCGACGGCUCCCUCCCCGUCCCAGUCAGGGAAGCCAAUCGAACCGUCUGCAUUCACGAGAGGGCUCGUAUCGCCGGGGAAUACAAAAUGGGUUUGGAAUCCAAUCUCAGAUGCGAGCAGCGGCAGAAAGCACUCGAGCAUGUUGAGGCGCACAGGCCCAGCUCGAAAAUCAAGCGAUGUCCGUAGUACUCCGUACUCCAUACCCCAAUCAGAGACGGAUAAUAACCUUUUGCGGUUGAAAGAAAAGGAUAAGAAAUCCGCAGGUCCCGCUGUGGGACCAAAUCAGCAAAAAAUAUUUUCGGCUGGUAAAUUUCUCGCGACUCGGCCAGUCAACCCGGUGGCGUAUCGAUGGAGCCGUGUAUUCGAUAACAUAUGUGCGGGAGAUGUGUGGUAGAAAGAGUGCAACUUCGACUCACAUGAGACGCAGGUGGAGUAAGGGACGGAGAGUCGGCUGUAACGAUGUGCAAUAGCUGAAGGAUAAACAUAUAUAUAUAUAUAUAUAUAUAUGUGCAUCGAGUUUGCGCUGGUUGGAAGCUCUGUGCAUGGUUCGCGAGGUCUUCAGAGAAGCAUUGACCACUAAGGGUGGCGCAGGCUCUGAGUUGUUCCCCUAUAUACCCCGUACGGAGUAUGGCGGUAUG